Homarus americanus (American lobster) is the source of this 531-nucleotide messenger RNA. RefSeq lists its product as uncharacterized. The coding region runs from base 1 to 531 and encodes 176 amino acids. The record is from RefSeq and is a predicted model, not a curated record. The transcript has 2 exons. NCBI's taxonomy places the organism in Eukaryota, Metazoa, Arthropoda, Malacostraca, Decapoda, Nephropidae.
AUGGAAUUCCAGUCGAGGGUCGAGCUUCCAUCUUUUAUGGAAUCCCAAUCCAAUAUCCAGCAUCCGCCUUGUCGUCGAAUCCAAAUCCAGAGUCUUUCCCCAUCUGCUGCGAGGACUCAGUACCCGGUAGAAGCCCCCGUCCCUAUACGAGUCUCCGUUCUCCAGCAGCCAGCCUUCAGCAGCCAGCCUUCAGCAGCCAGCCUUCAGCAGCCAGCCUUCAGCAGCCAGCCUCCAGCAGCCAGCCCCCAGCCAUCAGCCUCCAGCCAGCAAACAGCCGCCAGCCUCCAGCCAUCAGCCUUCAGCCGCCAGCAGACCCGCUGUUAUCACCACGGCAAAAAUCUCCAGAAAGGCAAAACACCAAGUCGAUCAAUCUCUCACACAUCCCAAGUUGAGAGACGCAGAGAUUCAGAAAGACACCGCCGGGUUUCUUGUAGUAGCAGUGAGCACCAGGGCCAGGCGGAGCUGAUGGCUGGCCCAGAUGUUGGCAGGGGAGGAGCUGGCCGAAGUGUUGGCUGGGGAGGAUUUGGUUAA